Schistocerca americana (American grasshopper) is the source of this 717-nucleotide messenger RNA. Its product is annotated as putative nuclease HARBI1. Bases 1 to 717 code for a protein of 238 amino acids. The transcript is spliced from 2 exons. The record is from RefSeq and is a predicted model, not a curated record. NCBI's taxonomy places the organism in Eukaryota, Metazoa, Arthropoda, Insecta, Orthoptera, Acrididae.
AUGUCCUUUAAAAUACAUAACACAUUUCUAAGGCAAAGUGAGCUAUAUCUUCGUGCUACUGAAGAGGAAUGGCUGAAAAUUGCCAAAGAAUAUGAAGAAAAAUGGAAUUUCCCCAGGUAUUUGGGAGCUAUAGAUGGGAGGCACAUUGACAUUGUGGCACCACCCAACAGUGGAACAGUUUAUUUUAAUUAUAAAGAGCGCUUCAGCAUUGUUUUGCUAGCAAUUGCUGAUACUAAUUAUAGAAUAAUUUACACUGAUGUUGGUACACAGGGGGGGAUUUCAGAUGGUGGUGUCCUUAAAGACACCACAUUUUACAAAAUGUUAGAAACCAAAACUCUACAUUUACCACCAUCAACUCCUCUUCCUGGUAGAAGCAAGCCUGUUCCAUAUGUUUUCGGCACUGACGAAGCCUUUGGCCUAGAGGAAAAUAUUGUGAAACCAUUUCCAGGUCUGCACGAAGAAAAUAGUUGGCAAUAUAUUUUUAACUAUAGAGCAUACAGAGCAAGAAGAGUAAUAGAAAAUGUAUUUGGGAUUAUAAGUGCUGUUUACAGAGUGCUGAGGAAGCAAAUGCUUCUCAGUCCGGAAAAGGCUACAGUGGUAGCACUAGCCUGUGUUUAUUUACAUAAUUUUCUUCAAAACAGAAAAUCUCAAAGGUAUUGUCCAGCACACAUUAUGCAAAGCAUUAGCACGAAAAAAUGUUGCCAAAUAUAUGAUUAA